GCUGUCAGUGGAAAUUUUGAAGUACUGUAAUUUUAAGAAAUCUGUUUUAAUUGGAAGCCCCUGCAGAAUGGGAUGUCUGUGCCUGAGGAAGGCCGCCUCCUAUCCCUCAGUUCCACAGGACAUUAUGAACACCCUCAAGAAGAAUACAGCACUGAGUCGCAGUCAGAUCAAGUAUCUGUAUAUUCGAUUCUACCAGUUUUCAGGAGGAGGCAAAGAACCUCCAAGUCACCUGCACAAGUACAACUUCUAUUCUGGCCUUCUGCAACUGAACCCCUUACUGCCCACCAUACUGAACUCCAUGUUCGGGGAUAAAGUGAAAAUUACCUUUUUGGAUUUCGCUAUGUUUCUGAGCACCUUUCAGGCCCAUUCUCUUAAGACCUCCAAUGAGCUGAAGAAUGCCAUGAUGGACAAGAAAUUAAAGUUAAUUUUUAACAUGUACGAUCACAACAAAGACGGUCGUAUCACCAGGUAUGACCUAGUCAUAGUUGUGCACAAGUUGUUUUCAAAUCUAUUGGAUCACGUACAAAUCAUGCGCAUUGUGGAUUCCAUGAUGAAGGAAAUGGAUUACUCGGACUCAAAUCAAAUACUAUUCGCAGACUUCUGCAAAGCGUUGGAGUGCUUUGACAUGACCGAAAUGAUGGUCACCAGGAUACCCGAGUUCCAUGGCCGAACUACCGAUGAGUUGCAAUAAGUAAUUGCCCAAUUUGAUUUAUUUAUCCAGCUGCACGCAAAUUUACAAGAUCUACCCGCUAAAAGCCGUUAAAAGUGGUGUUAAAAGUUUAAGCACGUUAUAUAGGGCGGGGUUCAACAUUUUCAACAGAUUAAAGUCUCCUGAUGAAAGACUUGAUAGUGCGCUCGAUAAACUCGACAAAAGGGAGUUAUUUAAACAUGUGGACCCCGUCGUUCCAGUCAAAGAAUCAAAGAGCCCCGCUGCUUUAGAUGUUUGUAUUAUUUGUAGAAUCAGGAUCUGAAAUAAAAGAAUGUUAUUAAACCCUAUUAAA
Messenger RNA from Drosophila santomea, 1001 nucleotides. RefSeq names its product calcineurin B homologous protein 1. The transcript has 3 exons. Lineage: Eukaryota; Metazoa; Arthropoda; Insecta; Diptera; Drosophilidae. The record is from RefSeq and is a predicted model, not a curated record. The coding region runs from base 68 to 691 and encodes 207 amino acids. Gene Ontology annotation, molecular function: calcium ion binding.